Ictalurus furcatus (blue catfish) is the source of this 532-nucleotide messenger RNA. RefSeq names its product NADH:ubiquinone oxidoreductase subunit A7 (gene ndufa7). Gene Ontology annotation, cellular component: mitochondrial inner membrane. The transcript is spliced from 4 exons. Lineage: Eukaryota; Metazoa; Chordata; Actinopteri; Siluriformes; Ictaluridae. Bases 66 to 392 code for a protein of 108 amino acids. The record is from RefSeq and is a predicted model, not a curated record. Gene Ontology annotation, biological process: mitochondrial electron transport, NADH to ubiquinone; ATP synthesis coupled electron transport.
AAACGCAGAACUGAUCCCGGAACAGAAGCAGUGCAGACCAUAUAUUUUUCACCUUGACAUCAGCUAUGGCGACUGCGACUACGUUUAUUCAGAGAUUAAGGAACUUUUUGGCGGGGCGGAAUCUGCAGGCAAAGCUUCAGCUGCGUUAUGAAGAAAUUGCAAAAAGGACUCAACCACCUCCUAAACUUCCUAUUGGUCCCAGCCAUAAGUUUGCCAACAACUACUACCUUACCAGAGAUGGAAGACGGGAAUCUGUUCCAUCGACUGUUAUAAUGUCUUCUCAGAAGGCCCUGGCAGCUGGCAGUGAAGUUCCAGCAAAGACCAAGCGUCCGGUCCUUCCUGGCCCCGAGCCAAAAGAGCUCCCGCUGUCCACUGAUCAGCCGUACCUCUGAACCGUCUUCCACAGUGUGAUCAUGAAAUAAUGUUCCUAAACCUAUCUUCCCUUGAAUAACUCACAUGUAUAUGCUAAAUUAUAUACAUAACUAAACUGUGUGUAUAUACAUCCGUAAACAAGUUAUUUUUUGUCCUUUCA